Messenger RNA from Alternaria burnsii, 204 nucleotides. RefSeq lists its product as uncharacterized. The coding region runs from base 1 to 204 and encodes 67 amino acids. NCBI's taxonomy places the organism in Eukaryota, Fungi, Ascomycota, Dothideomycetes, Pleosporales, Pleosporaceae. The transcript has a single exon. The record is from RefSeq and is a predicted model, not a curated record.
AUGCCGGCACAGACCUGCCAGAAGCAGUCGUCGGAAGUCCGCGGUCCUAACCAUGCAAGACACAAAACAGUCUCACAAUCCCUACCAGUCCGGAGCUGGUACUAUAAAUCUAACAAGCUAUAUGUGAUAAUAACCGUAGAGGACACGGCAAUAUUGCACAGACAACGGAGCAUGGUUACUCUCCGUGUCCCAAGGAUUAUAUAA